CAAAAAGCACAUGGUGUGGCAGAGUUUCGUACACUUUGAGAUUGUUUUUCUGUACCAUCGUAAUACUGUAAACGUAAAAUAUUUGCCAUUCUGAAACCAAGAACAUUGUGUAUUGAGGCAAUGAGUAAACAAGGUUCACUGUAGUGUAUAAGUCAACAUGGCAAGUAAAGCCACACAAGAUAUAUGUGAUAAAAAAAGUAAAGAAGCAGCUAAAAGGUUGAGACUGAAAGGAAAUGCUUACUAUCAGAAGAGACAACUCAACCAGGCUUUGAGUGAAUAUAAUCAGGGAAUCCUGUUGGCACCUCAUGAUGAUGCUGAUGGUUCUGAAGAGCUGGCUCUGGCCUUUGCGAAUCGUUCAGCCGUAUUUUACCAAACCAGUGAUUGGAAGGGUUGCUUGCGAGAUAUACAGCAAGCAAUGAAUCACCAAUAUCCUGCUCAUAACCAAUACAAAUUACAUAGAAGGAAAACGCAAUGCUUGAUUCAGCUACAAAGAUUUCAAGAAGCCGCUGAGGCGCUUCAAGUUGCAAAAUCUGAGGUAGAAAAUAAUACAAAUUUACUACAAGAAGAAAAAGAUAAUGUAGAUAAGGAACUUCAGAAGUUAUUUGGAAAGUUGAAUCUAAAACAAAAAGUAGCUGUAGAGAGCGAAUGUCGUACGCAGGAUAAAUAUGACUUUGUUGAGUCUAAUAAGAUAUACUCUGCGUCAAGUGAUGUCGCCCUCAAGUACAGUACAAGCAAAGGUAGACAUCUUGUAGUUGAGAUGCAGAUCCCAGCAGGUAGUACUGUCAUCAAAGAGAAGCCAUUUGCAGGUGUUCUGCUACCUAGUUGUCACAUGACCCACUGUCACCAAUGCUUUGCUGAAACAAAAGCUCCAAUCCCGUGUCCAUUAUGUACUAAGGUCAGAUAUUGCAGUGAUAUAUGUCAACAGAGGGCAAUGACCUCAUACCAUUGGGCUGAGUGUCCCUAUUGGAACUUGCUUCAACAUGUAGGAACAUUUGCACAUUUAAGUUUCAGAAUCCUUCUAGUUGCUGGGCUCGAGAAUAUUAAAGAACAGUUGAAAAAUGAUAGCGAUCUCUCCAGAGAGACUAGCAACUUAAUUCCUGGGUGCUCAAGUGAUAAUCAUUACCUGAGCAACUACAAAGCCGUAUGGAAUCUAAUGACCAAUGCAGAUAUGCAUUCACCAGAAAUUCUUAAAAAAUUUCAGAAGCUUUCCACUGAAAUUAUAGAAAAUACAAUUGAUCACCUGAUGAGCUCCGAAACAUGGAUAUCACACAAUUCCACAUCAAUAAAGAUGUUAGACCAAUCACAUGAUCAAGAAAGACAGUACCUGAUUGGUCAACUUGGGAAGGCUCUGUAUCGUCAUCUUUUGCAAUUACAUUGCAAUGCGCAUGCCGUUACAUCUGUUGAUCCAUCAGACAGUGGAGGUGCAGUUGUGGGACGCAGUGUUGUAGAUGUUGAGCAGAAGAGGAUAGCAACAGCAGUGUUCCCAACAAUAUCUUUGUUAAAUCAUUCUUGUAAUCCUAAUGUAAUUGUAAGUUUUAAGGAUGAUGAAAUAAUUGUGAGGACAACCAGAACAAUAGGAACAGAAGAGGAACUUCUUCAUUGUUAUGGCCCUCAUUACAAACACAUGGAAAAGAAGGUGAGACAAGAAGCAUUGAUGAACCAAUAUAAUUUUAAAUGUAGUUGCAUUGCAUGUAUGAAUGAAGGAGAUAUGAUGAGCAAUGAUGAAGGCAACAUCUUUGAAGCCUAUCGGUGUGUUAAGUGCUCCCAGCCUGUUUUUGACAAAGGUGGAGGUGAUGUUGCAUCAUGCUCAGGUGAAACCUGCCAAGAAAAACUGAAUUUGAAAAAAGCAAAAAAGAAUCAACUCGAGUCUGUAUCUUUGUUUUCCAUGGCAACUAAACUGUUGGAAGAGAGUAAAAUUCAAGACAGCUUGGAAGUACUGAUGCAAUGUUGUAAUAUGCAAUCCAGGAUACUGUAUAAGUAUAACAGAAGUUUAUCAGAAACACAAGAUUGCUUAGCAAGAUGUUAUGCCAUGUUAGGUGAUUUUGGUUCAGCCAGUAAAUAUCUUCAGCAAAGCAUAUCAACUGUUGAGAAAAGGUUUGGAUCUGAUAGCAUUGAGUUUGCCAAUGAACUACACAAAUUAGCUCAAGUACAAUUUAAUAUGCAAGAUGUUGAAGGAGCAAUAAUCACAAUCAACAAAUGUUUACCUCUCCUCACUUGUUACUAUGGCAACUCUCAUGAUACAGUGAAGGAAUUAAUACAAAUGAAAGAAGUUUUAAAAUGUUACAAAAAAUAAUGGAAUAAACAGUUUUAGAAAA
Molecule: messenger RNA, 2315 nt
Organism: Anneissia japonica
Lineage: Eukaryota; Metazoa; Echinodermata; Crinoidea; Comatulida; Comatulidae
Product: SET and MYND domain-containing protein 4-like
Exons: 17
Coding region: 158-2293 (711 amino acids)
Molecular function (GO): protein binding
Source: RefSeq, a predicted model, not a curated record